AUAACACAAAAAUAAAACUGGUAAAGGGACUAGUACAGGGCUAUAUAUUGAGUGUUUUCAUAAUUUAACGUUAACAGUGUAACGUUAUGCUUGUAACGUUAGUAUUUGUACACGGAGUUGCAACUUGAACUUCUUCCACUAAUUUACUGCUAACCAGAGUCAAACUGAUCAAAAUGGAUUUUUUCUUUGAGGACCUACCAACCACCUCACAGUCCACUCCCAACAGCGAUCAUGGAGAGUCACAAUCGACAGAAGACAUAGACUAUGACUCAUCAAGAGGGAAGUCAUCAAGCUUGAGCUUGAGCAUGACUAAGAUUCAAGAGCAGCAAACCAGCUCAAGCAUCGAUGAAAUCAGCAGGAGAGUGCAGGAUCUGGUUGAAAAGGUCAAUGACAGCCGCACUAGUGACCAGAAAGUGAUGGACGGCUUUCAGGAUAAGCUUGUGGAGAAGGUGUCAGAGAUGUGCCAGCAGAUGAAGGAGCACAUGUACACAGUCUACGAAAAGAACAGUAAUGACAUGCAGGUGAAGCUGCAGGAGGUGUCAGAGGUGCUGGAGAGCUGCACUAAGCUCAACCAGGAGCUCCUGGAGGCCAGCCAGGCACUGACAGGUCUGAGAGAGGCCCUGGCCAUAAGCCAGUCCUCAGAACCCUGAUAAACCAGAUAUUGUCUCAUGUCCGUAUUAUUUUGAACUAGUUAAUGUGUCAUUUUGUUUAAUAUUAUAUUGAGUAUUCGGAAUAGUUGACCUUGUCUAGAUUACUCAUUUUCCCUUCCUCUUUCUCCAAGAAUACAUGGUUGACUAUAUCUUUGUUUUCUGGACAGUAGUUCAUGUUACAACCCAUGACUGCAGUCGAAACCAAAAGCUGAAUCCAUGUUCCCUUUGUGUAUCUGCUUAUUCAAUAAAUAAAACUACAACAUUU
This is a messenger RNA of Micropterus dolomieu (smallmouth bass), 915 nucleotides long. It is a transcript of the gene syce2, whose product is annotated as synaptonemal complex central element protein 2. The transcript is spliced from 5 exons. Gene Ontology annotation, cellular component: central element. NCBI's taxonomy places the organism in Eukaryota, Metazoa, Chordata, Actinopteri, Centrarchiformes, Centrarchidae. Bases 174 to 650 code for a protein of 158 amino acids. Gene Ontology annotation, biological process: synaptonemal complex assembly. The record is from RefSeq and is a predicted model, not a curated record.